CUUUCAGGUGUGUGUUUGGGGAUGCAGCUCGCUGUGUGUGAAUUUGCUAGAAACAUGUUGGAUUGGAAAGAUGCUAACUCCACCGAAUUUGACCCAGAAACAAAACAUCCUGUGGUGAUUGACAUGCCAGAGCACAAUCCAGGGCAGAUGGGAGGAACUAUGCGGCUGGGGAAAAGGAGAACCAUUUUCAAAACCAAAAACAGCAUACUUAGAAAACUUUAUGGAGAUGUAGAUUAUGUCGAGGAAAGACACCGGCAUCGCUUUGAGGUACAUCGUAAUUUAUACAUGCAUACAAUGUAA
This is a messenger RNA of Sinocyclocheilus rhinocerous, 300 nucleotides long. RefSeq names its product CTP synthase 1-like. Bases 22 to 300 code for a protein of 92 amino acids. The transcript is spliced from 4 exons. Gene Ontology annotation, cellular component: cytoplasm; cytoophidium. Gene Ontology annotation, molecular function: CTP synthase activity; identical protein binding. Gene Ontology annotation, biological process: pyrimidine nucleobase biosynthetic process; CTP biosynthetic process. The record is from RefSeq and is a predicted model, not a curated record. Lineage: Eukaryota; Metazoa; Chordata; Actinopteri; Cypriniformes; Cyprinidae.